Fusarium venenatum is the source of this 732-nucleotide messenger RNA. RefSeq lists its product as uncharacterized. Gene Ontology annotation, molecular function: protein binding. The record is from RefSeq and is a predicted model, not a curated record. NCBI's taxonomy places the organism in Eukaryota, Fungi, Ascomycota, Sordariomycetes, Hypocreales, Nectriaceae.
AUGUCUGAUAUUAUCGCCUGGCUGGUCCCUACGGCACGUAACUCUCUGGCCGACAAAACAGCCCACCUCCCCUCCAACAUCUUUCGCACCGUCCAAAUAUCAUCCUCUCCAACACUCUCCUCACGCCUCCCAAAUCUCCUGGCUAGUCGCCCAACCCGUGCCAUCAAGCUAUCAUUCGACUCACCCCCCAAGCGCCCGGGCUCUUUCGUUCUGGGCUCUGACCCUUCCACGUGCGACAUCAUCCUUCCCACCAUGCCGGGCAUCGACGCACGGCACUGCGAGUUGAGCUUCGAUGCUGAGGGACGUCUUGUGCUCAACGACUAUUCACAGGCUGGUACGCAGGUCUGGUAUGACUGGGAGAGCAACGGCGACCAGACCGACUAUUCGUGGAUCUUGAGCCCGGGCGCGGAACAUGGGUUUCCGAGUAUGGUGCAGCGCAUCACGGUUGAUAUUCAGGGUGUGAGGUUCCAGAUCGUUGUUAAUCGUUCUGACGACUGGGACGCUUAUCACGACAAAGUCAAGGAUUUCGUGCGACAGCCUUCGUGGUCGCAAGGUCUUUCUGCUGGUUGGGAUCGAGGAUCAGUCCUUCCAGUUGCGCCGUUGUUUUCCAGCACUCCUCUUUUUCAGCAUAUUCUCGUCAAGGCGUUGGGGGUCGACGAGUCGAUCGGAGGGGAGGUAUAUCUGUGGAAUUUGGCUAAGCCUUGGGAGCCUAUGGUCAAGGCUGCCGCGUGA